CUCUCUGGAAGCACAAGGGAAAGUUAUCGCCAUCACCAUUAUUAUUAUCAUUAUCAUCAUAUAUACAUGUACAGGUAUCUUUUAGGAUCAUGCCGUUCCCCGUCCAGUCCUUCCAAGAUGUUAUCGGCCUCAGUUCCUUCAUGAUACACGCCAUUCGUCACCCCUUGGAUUUCCAGUCCAGUGUUGGCCCCACGCUCAGUGAAAUUACCUCUGGCCUCCUGGGUUCAUCUUUCGAACCGGGUCGUGAUAUUCCCGAUCUAUCAGGAAAGGUCAUCUUUGUCACUGGAGGAAACACCGGACUAGGCAGGGAAACAGUCCUUCAACUCGCUCAACACAAUCCCUCACGGAUAUACCUUGGAGCACGAAACGCGACCAAGGCACAGAAUGCAAUCAGCUCCAUCCAAGACACACUUCCAUCCCCUGAGGACAUCCGACAUAUCCCGCUCGACCUAGCGUCUUUCAAAUCCAUCCGGGCGGCGGUUGAGAAAUUUCAAUCAGAAUGCGAUCGUCUAGACAUUCUGGUGCUUAAUGCCGGUAUCAUGGGGUGUCCGUCCUCCCUUACAGAAGACGGGUUUGAAAUCCAUUUUGGAACAAACCAUGUGGGCCAUUUUCUCCUCACAAAGCUCCUGCUCUCCACACUCCAGCAGACCGUGUCCAGCUCCGAGGAUGUUCGGGUCGUGACCCUGAGCUCACUAGCUAACCAAAGUUCACCAUCCUACGAUAUCAUGACAUCUACCCAAGCGCUCAUGGGGACCGGAUGGGUGACGUGCUACGGGGCGUCGAAAGCGGCCAAUGUCCUUUUCGCAGCGGAGCUUGCCCGUCGAUAUCCAAAGAUACUCUCCGUUUCUGUUCAUCCUGGGGCGGUGGCAAGCGACUUGUAUGAGCAGUCUAAAUCUUCUGACCUAUUCUCACGGGUUGGUAUCAAGGUCAUGGCCAACUUCUUCCGAAGUGUUCGUACUGGAGCACUAAACCAAAUCUGGGCCGCGACUGUGUCGAAAGAGCGCUUGAUUAAUGGAGGGUAUUAUGUUCCCAUUGGGGUAAAGGGAAUCAUGUCGUAUCGCAAAUAUCUUCCCGACCUGGGUAUCCCGCGUUUCCAGGAGAUGCGCACUCAGGAUGCACAUGAAUAUGCAGAUGCCUUUAAGAACGGCCACAAUCCGCCAUGGCUGCACGCUUUGUACAUGCACUGGAGGGAGCUCCUGCAGGAGCCCUUCAAGGGUGUAACUACUGAUGGAAAUGUCCGCCCGAACCUGUUUGAACUCCAAGACGAACAGAUCUCCAUCGACAGCAUCGUCGCCCCCGCAGAACACCUGCUCUCCCUGCUCACAAGCGAACAAAAAGACACCCUCUGUUACCACAUUGAUUCGCCUGAAUGGCGCACCUGGUCAAACCCCGAGUUCCUCCUCAGUGACAAGGGUCUCCGUCUAGAUGAAGUCUCCCCAUCCAUCCGCACCGCCAUCCUUGCCAUUCUCCAAUCGACUCUCUCCCCAGAAGGCUACGACAAGGCCUUGAAAGCCAUGCGGACCAACCACUUUCUCGGAGAACUUGUUGAAUCUCCACGGGUCAUGAACGAAUUCUCUUACAACUUCGCCCUGUUUGGCCGCCCUUCCAUCACCCGGCCGUGGGGCUGGUCCUUUUAUGGCCACCACCUAUGUCUCAACAUCUUUCUGUAUCGGAACCAAAUUAUCGCCUCUCCCUGGUUCACAGGUGCGGAACCGAAUGAAAUUGACGCAGGCCCGUACAAGGGCACCCGGAUCCUCCAUGUCGAGGAGGAGCUCGGUCUCAAACUAAUGCAGUCACUCCCUGCUGAAUCUCAAGCAACGGCCCAGAUCUACAAAGAAAUGCACGACCCCGCUAUGCCCCCAGGACGCUGGAACCGCGACGACCAGCGCCACGUCUGCGGUGCUUACCGCGACAAUCGGAUCGUCCCAUAUGAGGGCGUCCCCGUUUCCUCCUUUACCGAAGAGCAGAAACGGACUGUCUAUGCCAUCCUCGAGCAAUACCUCCUGUAUCUCCCCGGCCGCGCACGACAACUCAAACUUGAACAGAUCAAGCGCUUUGAAUCGGAGACGCACUUUUGCUGGAUUGGUGGAUACGCUGAGGAGGAUCCGUUCUACUUCCGGAUUCAGAAUCCUGUUGUGUUGGUGGAAUUCGACCACCACUCGGGCGUGUUCUUGAAUAACGAAGCGCCCAAGAAAUUCCAUAUUCACACGCUCCUGCGGACACCCAAUGCGGGCGAUUAUGGAUACGCCAUUCGCCCCAUGAUUCCGGCUGUGGAGGGGCUGGCGGGGAAAGAAAUUACGUGGUAGACUAGUUUGUCG
Molecule: messenger RNA, 2318 nt
Organism: Aspergillus ochraceoroseus IBT 24754
Lineage: Eukaryota; Fungi; Ascomycota; Eurotiomycetes; Eurotiales; Aspergillaceae
Exons: 4
Coding region: 90-2306 (738 amino acids)
Source: RefSeq, a predicted model, not a curated record